AUGCCGCCGAGCUCCCUUAUGGGCAGCCUGGCAGUGGCUGGCGCCGCGGUCGCCACCACCUUGAGCCUCCAGUGGCUCUGGGCGCGGGCCACGGCGCGGGUGCGCCGCGGACGCAAGGGGUACAGCUCCAUCGAUGCUGCGAAGGAUGCAGAGGUGGUGAAGGGAGUGAUUCCUGACGCCUAUGAGGGCACAGCCUUAGCCACCUUGCGACAUGAUUACUGCGUGUCCCAUUCAUCUCCACUCUCUCCGCUGCUUCAGACGGUGGCGCAGGAAACGCAGCGUCAGCUGCGUUUGCCGCAGAUGCUCAGCAGCCCCCUGACAGUGCAAUUGCUACAGACCUUGAUCCGGGCCUCAGGGGCCAGGCGGAUCUUGGAGAUUGGCACCUACACGGGCUUCACGGCCCUGGGCAUGGCGGAGAUUCUCAAGGAGGGGAUGGAGGUGGUGUGCCUGGAUGAUUUUUCGGAUGAAGCGCAAGCCGAAGCGCUGUGUCACCAGAUGCUCUCCGCCGGCGGCGCCGCUGGCGCCCGCAUCCAGCUGCGCCGGCAAGCCGCGCUGCAGGGCUUGCGGGAACUGUCGGAGGCGGUGGAGGCCGGGGAGCAGCCGUUUGACCUGUGCUUCAUCGAUGCGGAUAAGGAGAAUCAGGUGGCAUACGUGGAGGAACUCUUUGGGGCUCAGAGGUCCAGGCCCCUGUUGGCGGAUGAUGGGUUGAUCGUGGUGGACAACACCCUUUGGUACUCCAGGGUACUGAGACCCAGCCAUCGACAUGACACGUCCACCGCAGCUGUGGUCCAGUUCAACGAGCACGUCUUGCAGAGUGGCCGCUGGCAUGUGACCAUGUUGCCCGUGAGGGAUGGCAUCACCAUCUUGCAACGAGCUCAACGUUUGACAAAAAUGUGGGCGCAGGGGUCACACAGACCCUAA
Messenger RNA from Cladocopium goreaui, 921 nucleotides. The record is from the annotation of a GenBank genome assembly. NCBI's taxonomy places the organism in Eukaryota, Dinophyceae, Suessiales, Symbiodiniaceae.